AUGAGGAACUUCCUCGGCAAGCACAGCAACCGAUCAUCGCAUGCGCUCAGUGAGCCGCGAAACUCGUCCAAGACGCCUGCGACUUCAACCCCGACGAACAACAGCCAGACUCCGACAGGCGGUAGUGCUGCGACUCCUCAAGCGGCAGGCCACCAGCGUCAACCAAGCCACCAGGCUCAGCAGCAGAUCCAGCAAGAUCAACACUAUCAAGUUCAGCAGCACCAGCAACUCCUCGACGAGGCAGACUCAGCCUCCCACGGCGCCCACUUCGGCCACUCGCACUCGGUCGGUGCCAAUGCCAACGCUGCCAGUGCUAAUGCGAGCGCCAACAAUCCUUCCACCAUAAACCCCCAUUCAGCCUUGUCCUCGUCCCAUAACACCGCCUUCAGCUCGAGCGAGUCCUUUGAUUCACAACAGCCGCCUCCCCCCUCUCACUACCUGCAGAAUCAACAGCCGCCGUUACAUAUCCAACAUCCCCAGCAGCAGCCUCAAGGUUCGCUACCGUUACUGCCAUCCCCCUCCUCCGCUUCCGCUGGCGCCCCUCCCCCGCCGCAUCUUUAUAGCUCGCCUUCAGCCGCCAGUAGCACAACCGGUGCUAACAUUAAUCAACAUCCUCCUUCUUUACAGCAGCAGCAGAGUUCCAACCUUUCUAACGUCGCAUUUGAUCCUCAUCAGCCGCAGAGCGAAUUUAACGACGCUGGCCUGGGCCGUUCGCAGAGUAUCCGUUAUAGCGCUGCCACGCCCUAUAACCUCCAGACCUCAUCCGUAGAGGACCUGAACCGUUACGGCCAAAUUCCACCCCAGCAGCAGCAGCAACAACAGCAGCAGCAGCAAGCACAGGCACAAGCACAAGCACAAGCACAAGCACAACAGCAAGCAGCUCCUGCUGAGAAGCGCUCGACUCGAAAAUUGAUUAAGGGCAUAUUUUCUGGGUCCAAUCGUGGGGCAUCCGACGGCCAGCACCACCAUAGCAUAAGCAUCGGCCACAAUAACAACCAAUCCUACGAUAAUACUGGCGGCCUUGCACGUCGGCCUUCCAAGCGGACUUCACGAAUUUCGCUCCACAACACCAUUCGCCAAGUCUCUGGUGAAGCAGACCAACAGCAACAGCAACAUCAACAGCAGCAGCAGCCUUCUUACGAGGACCCCGCCUAUCACCAGAACCAGAGCCAGGCCCCGCUACAGCAGCAGCAGCUGCACCAACAGCAGCCGCAAACCCACGUUCAGGUACAUACGGAGGACCAGCAACCACAAAGCACUUACGAGACGAACGUGUACGACCAGCAACAAUCACCUCUCAACCCACCACAGCAUUCGCCUUCGCAACAGCCUUAUCAGUUCUCAAACGCUCAACAGCAAGGCAACUAUCACCAGGGUGGUAACCAAGGUGGAGAUCUCCGAUCAGUUCCCGCACACUUGGGCCCCAGCGCACAGUUUCAGAACCCUGAAACAGUCUCUCAGUUCUCGCAUGAAUCGCCUGUCGCCGACUCGGACCAGCGUUCGGCCAAACUGCAAUCAGCAACCAACUCUCCCGCUGUGAACCACGCCCUGUAUAUACAGAAUCAAGGUUCAACCCCGAGCCUUCCUCCUGCUCAACAGACAGCCACUCAGCCGCAGCAACCCGGUAUGGCACCACCGACUGGAGGACCUCCAUCCGCGCGCCGUCCUGACUCCGACAAGCUGCGUGGGCAGGCCGAUGUCCCCGGUGGCCCGCCCCCCACUUACCGUCCCGCCAACUCUAUGAACAACAUGAACCCACUACCUCCCGUGCCGCCACAGUCGGCCGGCCAGUCACCGGCCUACCGUAGCGAUCGCCCAUCUCCCUAUGAGGGUCAACCCGUAGAUCAAGGAAGGGACAGCCCCCAGCCAGUAUCUGCAGUUCCCGCUGAGGCUGGCGAAAAUGACAAGUCUUUUAAGGAUCUGUUAACUAAAUACAAGAACGUCAAGAGACUCUACUUUGAUGGCAAGGGACAGAUUGAGGCCCUGAAUGGUCAAAUCGUGCAUCUCCAGAAUGCAGUCGCCAACCAGCGCAUGUCGCAAUCGCGUACCGCUCUCGAUGACAGUGAAUACUCGACACGAUUCAACCGACUCAAUGGUGCCAUUAACAACCUCUCGUUCAAUAUUCGAAAAGAUUGGCGGUGCGUGCCGCAAUGGCUCGACAAGUAUGUCAGCACAGAAGCACUCAAGACAGGAAAGGCUGAGAUGACAGCUAUUGGACGCGCUGUGAUCUCACGUUGGAUUAUGGAGGAGGUGUUCAACAAGUGUUUCCACCCUGGAUUGGAUGCGCAGCUGAGCCAAUCUCUCAAGGAGAUUGAGCUGGGCAUUCGAAGCAACACGCAUACUUUGACUAGUCAGGAAGAGUUCGACGCCCUGACGAACAAGAUUGUGAGCUGGCGGAUGACAUCAUUGGACGGUUUGCACCGACAGCUCAACUCAGCAGCUGCGAACGAUAAUCGCAAUGCAUUUAUCGCCAAGUCAACGGCAUCCCUGACUAGCUGUCUUUACCAGUUCCUUUGCAACCCGCCACCACCUGGCGUGGAUGGUAGCGCAUCAAUGAUCGUGGAGCUUGCGGUGGGCAUUGCAGCCAACCUUCCCCUGGAGAGUCGGGAUGUGGCCAUUACCUACCCGUUGCCUGGAGAGAUCGUCCAGCCGCAUGUGAUGGAGGUUGAGAAGGCUGCCUUGCCAGUAUUGGAGGCUCAGAAGGGAGAGGGAGAGGGCGACGACAAGGACGGCGACGACGAAAAGAGCGGCAAAGCUAAGACUGGUACGUUGAAUAAUGCAGCCCCGCCCGAGAGCGGGGAGGGUAACGAUGCUUCAAAGAGCGCAAUGAAGGAUGCUGACAAGGACACUUUUGUAGCGGCCCUGCCGAAGGACUCGAACAGGGUGCGAUUCGCAGGAUUUAUGGCGUUGGAAGUACGAGGGAGACAAGUUCUGAUGAAGGCGCCUGUCUGGACUCUGUGA
Fusarium musae is the source of this 2961-nucleotide messenger RNA. RefSeq lists its product as uncharacterized. The coding region runs from base 1 to 2961 and encodes 986 amino acids. The record is from RefSeq and is a predicted model, not a curated record. The transcript is spliced from 3 exons. Lineage: Eukaryota; Fungi; Ascomycota; Sordariomycetes; Hypocreales; Nectriaceae.